This is a messenger RNA of Lactuca sativa (garden lettuce), 723 nucleotides long. The record is from RefSeq and is a predicted model, not a curated record. NCBI's taxonomy places the organism in Eukaryota, Viridiplantae, Streptophyta, Magnoliopsida, Asterales, Asteraceae.
AUGGUCUCAAUCUUGAUGGUCCAUUAUCUGGUAUCAAGUGGUGCAGAGCCUCAAUACUUCUACGAGGAUGCCCUAGUCGCGUCAAUCGCUACGUUUCACAGCAAGAAGAUCAUCAUUUCUGAUCCAACAAAGUUCCCUCACUAUGGCUCUAUUCCUGAUUCUAUGUAUCGAUGUGUCACAGCCGAGAGUCGUGUUAUGGCUGAUUACCACAAACUUACUCCUAAGGAACCGAGAGUCCUAUCUCCGGAACAGCAGGCUGUCGUGGACGCUGUAGAAAAGCCUGGAAACCGAGGGAAACGGAUUACAAUCAAUAAGGAAACAACAGAGGAGGAUCAAUCUAAGACUUCUAAGUCAAAGAAGCGCAAGUCAGAGAAAGGGGCUUCUUUUAAACCAAAGAAAAUUAAAAAGAUGGCAAAAAGAUCCAGGAUUCCUACUCCCCCUAGCUCAGAAAAUCAAGAUGACGAUGAAGAAGAGGAUAUUCAUCAAGACUCAAGGAGAGGUAAUACUCCUCCCCGAUCUCCUACUCCAACCGAAUCUCCUCAUCACAAACUUCCAACCCCACCUCCGUCACCGAAACUGACAGUUCCAGUUUCGGUUGUUCCGAUUUCUGCACCUGCCACAUCACAAACUACACCACCACCACCAGUUUCUUCUAUUUCUAUUUCUACAACUACCUUAACACCUCAUAUAAUUUCCCAAUCCACAACCACUACUAUUCCUUAA